Molecule: messenger RNA, 7083 nt
Organism: Fusarium verticillioides 7600
Lineage: Eukaryota; Fungi; Ascomycota; Sordariomycetes; Hypocreales; Nectriaceae
Exons: 3
Coding region: 783-2297 (504 amino acids)
Source: RefSeq, a predicted model, not a curated record
CUCAGAUACAGUGAUAUGAACAUCCUCUGCAAGAUUGGAGGUACCAACUGGACAGGCUCUCAACCUGACUUAUUGCCUCUCCUCUCCUCCUCCUGCGAUCUCAUCAUCUAUCAUCUAUCAACUCGCAUCUCACAUUUCCACCAAGAACAAACUAAAACCCUUCCUUGCCUUACCGACUACGCCGUAUUUGUAGCCGAAGAGUGCCAUACUGUUCUUUUUGCUACUGUCGCAUCUCCUGCAUCCAUCGACCCACUGCACCGAGUCUUGCAUCAACGGCUUGACCCUCAGCCAAGACAGAAUUAAUAUAACAGAAUCCAUGGUUUUACGUUUCGGCGCCUUGCUGGUUUCCAUCCCUCAUUAAGGUACCUUGCUACAUACUACCUGCCUGGGAGCUAGCCCAAAGUACUAAGCUUCUUUACCGCUGCCUUUCCCCGGGACACCUUGCAUAGGUAUCCUAGACCGACUGUUGACCACGACAAUCAUCAUCCCAACAUCUUCCCCAUUCCAGCGUUCGCUUGCCACCCUCAAGUGUACACGUCUGUACAGAUACUAGCUACAAGGCCAUAUGCAAAGCUCGAGUAUACUACGCUAUCGCUCUGCCGCUUCGGAGCAGCCAAUGCCCGCCCCAAUUGGUGUACACCUGGGGUGACAUUUGCGUUUGACCCGAAUCAAUACCUCGCUCUAUCGCCUCCAGAUCCCACAGUUGUACACAAAAACAAGCACAACACACACACACCACACUCAUACUAUAUAUAUACGGAGUCAGGUCCCAAUUCACCAUUAUGCAACCUCCUUCUCCAGAGGAUGUCCUCCAGCCGCCCCAAAUCCAUCAACACAAAUCAUCUCGACACCACGCCUCUACGUCAACCUCAUCAACACCGGCUCUCAGCAAACAACGUCCACAUUCUCUUCAAUUCUCCUUCCCACCCCUGUUCCAGACGAACGCCUCAUCGACGAGCCUGGUGCCCUCAACUGCUGAGGGAAAACCCAUCCCCGUUGACAAUUCAACUGCUGAGCAUCGAACGUCGGCUCUUCGAGAGUUGAAUACCAAUUUCCCCACUCGCCAUCGAUACGCACAGUCUACUGGUGCCCAGAGCAGUACCUAUUCGCAGCCUGUGAUCGUGCGAAGCUACUACGCUCCUGUACCAGCGCAGCCCGCGGACAGAGGAGUCAUUGUUGUCAACGGCCGAGGGCACCGCUCAGCACUCUCAGAGAGUAGCGGUCCUUCAGCUUUCGUACGACGAGUGCUGCCUUUCGGUACGGGUUCUGCCUCGGUCCGGAAUGGAAUUAUGGGCACAAUGGCGAGAAAUCGAACAAAGAAACGACUCGAGAAUGAACCAGAGGAGCCAAAACUUCCAUCCGUCGAAGCCUUCCGCUUCAAGAGCUUUAUGGCUAAUCUAGAAGACCAGAGUGGCGGUACUGAUAUAAAUGCUGAUCUGGAUCGUAUCGCAGAGAUCUGUGCUAAAUCGCGAUACUCUCUUAGCAACCAGUAUGAAGUUCAUUAUGCUCCCCAUGGCUCAGGUUCGUCGUUUAUGGCUCCAGCUAUUGAGAGCCAGGAGGCUCAUGGACCCACCCUUCAAGCGGUGUCAUCCGACGAUGAGAGAAAUAUCAAACAAUCUAGAAAACGACCGAUGGGCGUGAGGAGGAACAGCAGAGCCAUGGGAACAUUGGAGACCAUAAUGUCAUCGAGCAGAUCAUCGGAUGAGGAUAAAUCAAAGAAGAAGUCCGCUGCAGAGAUUGCCGAGGACGUUCGCGGCAGAGCCGCACAAAAAGGGUCCAGCAAACACGGAUCACCGGUCUCGUCUGAAGGAGGAGCCAGUGAGAAUGUGUUUCUGGAAGAGGAGGAUGUAAAACAACGGCCACCUCGCCAAAAACGGUCCGGUUCAUUGGCCCUCAUUGAUGGUAAUCGGUUGAGCAUGCACCUCCAUGAUUUGGAUUCAAGUCGACCCACGGCUGCCGGUCUUGUCAGUGAGCCUGCCUUACCUAAAACAUCAAGCAGCCAACUUGAAAUCCGAACAGCACCUGAGGUAACAAACAAAGAGCAUCUCCCUGGUUUGCCAAAGAAGGGCCUCGCAGCCACAGAAGGACUUGACCAGCCAGUUGUCCAUGGCUCUAUAUCUGCAAUCGAGACAUCUAACCAGAGGAGCAAUUUGAUGUCUACGCUUAGUGGUUGGAUGACUUGGCAUUCGUCUGAUACUUUGCCGACGACUAAGGGCCGGGCGGAGGUUAGUCUACGUGAGCUUCUGAAAAACCGAGAUAUCAAAGGAAAAGGUGUCGAGGCGACGGCGUAUCAGUAAAGAAAAAGACGAAGCUCAAACAAGAGGAACACAGCACUCUUGUUCAAAGACAUACCCGCAUACUUUAAAAGGGCAGUUGGGUUGGGUAAUCACCCAGAAUUCAACGCCCAACAAUGAUGUAACGAAUUACUCACGAUUUCACGAAGCCAAUAAUGAUAUGAUUAUGGAUGGGACAGAUACAGAGAAGUCAAAAGUAUGAGAUCAUCUGGUUUUCUCAGAUCGAGCUGCGUAUCGAAACUCCAAAAACGGGUUGGCAAUAGCAGUAAGCAACAUCUGUAUGAUGGGACUUCUUCAACGACAACCCAAGAUAACAGGUACCUGCAUCAUCUUUGACUGGAGUCCUAGGACUCGCCGCAUAUAAAUAGACGUCAAUGAUGCACUUAGCUGGCGGCGACUGUCUUCCCGAGGAUGGCUUAAUACAUAUUAAUGGGCUUUCGCUGUCUAAUUGUCGCCCCUUGUCUUUGAUUCACUGUCUUGGUCAUUUCUAUAUAGCAACAAUACUUUGCCAUGCCUUCGUCAAAAAGAAAAAAUCCGUCCCCGCUCUAUGAACACUGCAGCGCCAAUAGGCAGGAUGCAAAAAAGGAGACCAUGAAGCCAGCAAAACAAACAAAAACCCGUGCCCGCGUCCAUGCAUUAGCAAUGCUUCAGGUUCCAACAUGAGAGGGUAUGAAGCCACCGAGACUCAAAAGAAACGAAUGAUGAUACAUUGAAACAAAAACGCCAGUCCGCUGAUUUGGUCCCCUUGGCCUAUGGGGAAACGCCCAGCAAGAGGACGAGGACGGGGAAUGUCUGAUUGCCUAGAAGACUUCUGCAGAUUGGGUAAUGCCGUCUGGGUUCGAAAGUACCAAAUGUGUAGCCGAGGAGUGAUCGUUUCGAGUGUAUAAAUCAAGGUAUCAUGAAUAUUAGGGCUCAGCGGUCGAGUUCGGUGGUGCGACUGCCGGCAUGGGCUUGUUUCCACCAUUCUUAUCAACCUGCAACCGCUUUGUGUCGCGCUGGUCGGUCCCUUCGUUAAAGCGCUUCUUGUCUUUCUCUUUGUCCCGCCCGGCAGUCUCUUUAGCCAGCUUUCUGGCUUCUCUCUCGCGUCGAUCGUUCUCCUUUCUCAGGGCUUUAGACUCGAAUUCAUGCCAGUCAUUAUGUGUUGCGAGUCUACGGAUUGGUUAGUUGGUGAUGUUUAUCAUAAUGCAAGCUUGAUCAACUUACUCUGUAGCCUGGCGGGCUACUGGUGCUUCUUCCGUAAAGUAUGCAUGUUGGAGUACCUGUGCAGCGCUGGGCCGUUUUGCAGGGUCGUAAUGGAACAUGGCGGAGAGCAGGUCGAAGGCGGCUGGUGACAUUUUAUCACGGUACUUCUCUGCGAAGACAUUCCUUCUCUUCACAGUUGGGCGCAAAAGUUCAAACCAAGCCAUAUCAAUGAGAUUGGGCCAGUCUUUCAAGUUCGGCGUGCCCAUCACGUUAUAGAUCUUUUCCAGUUGGCUAAGCUCGGUCCCGUCCCCUGGGAAGAUGGCAUUUCGAUCAAAAAUCUCAACCAUGACGCAUGCUGCACUCCAUACAUCAACAGCAGCAGUGUACUUAGUCUCGCCAAGUAAUAGCUCUGGCGAGCGAUACCAGAUGGUGAUGACUCGAUUGGUGUAGUCCAGCUGGUGACGCUUGGCGUAGAAUCGGGCGAGGCCAAAAUCAGCAAUCUUGAGGACUCCUUCGUUACUGACGAGUAUAUUUGCAGCCUUUAUAUCGCGAUGGAGUACCCCUCGCGUAUGGAGAUAAUCCAAGCCCUCGAACAUCUGUUUGGCGAGGUCUUUCUUUUGAGCCGUCUCCAGUUUGAAUGUAGGGUGAUUCAGCAGCCCCGUGAGGUCAUGCGACAGGUAUUCAAACACCAUAAAACAAUCAUUUUUUUCGACCAUGACCUCCUGAAGAUUGACGAUAUUGACAUGUCUGAGAGACUGGAGAAGCUUGAUUUCUCGGAUAGCUGUGACGGGAAACCCAUCACGCUCGCCUUCCAUUCGAAUUCGUUUGAGGGCGACCAUCCCCUUUGUGUAAACAUUCAGGCCCUUGAAAACUUUGCCAUAAGUACCAGAGCCAACGACUGACUCGUUUCCGGGUUUUCUGAAGAAGACAGAUUCCGAGUCCACCAGAUCAGCUGGUAGAGUCGGUCUUGGCUUUGGUCGCUUCAUGAUUUUCAUCACCUUACGCAUACGGGGCGCAACUUUAGGGCCUUCGGGAGGAUGGCGACGCUCGUGGCGUGACCGUGAGGAAGCUGGCUCUGUCGGUGCACUUCGGGGAGGUUCGCACUCUUGAUCUCGGGCCCGAUCUCUCUCUCGAUUCUCAGGCUGAGGUUCUCGUCGAGGUGCAGCAUUCAACUUUUGUGAUAUCUCAGGCUUUGGGGCAGUGACCACUGGCUUUGAUGAAGGUUUAAAGGCAAAACUGAACUUGCUACCAGAUGACCCUCCUGGACCAGAUGGGGGCGGUCUGUUGGGGGUAGUCAAUGGGUUUGCUCUGUCUUCAACACUCUGGCUGCUGUCUUCGCCCAAUUCAUCGUGAGAUUGGAAUACUCCUUCCUGAACACCCAUAGGCUCAGGGCCUGUAUUUCCGUGGUCGUCCACAUUGCUGAAGCGUUCAUUGCCUAAAUCGUCGUGGUGUCCUCUUGAAGGAAGGCCUGAGUUCCAAUGAGAAUUCUUGAAGCCACCUCUCCCACGACCUCGAAAACCGCCACCUCUGUAGCCACCGCGGUAGCUCCCCCCCUGAGGGUACUGCUGCAUCGGGCCGGUCGGAGCGGCGUAUGGCGGUGACCGUGUAGUAUUGGAAUGAUAAUGGCUAGAAGGGCCACUUGGGGGACCGUAACUACUCCCCUGAGGAUGCUGAGGUGGGUAGGGCCUAGAAUGGCGUCAACAAUCGAUCAAAUUUGUGCUUGUUGCCAGGGUUUACUUACUGAUGACCAUUCCAUCCACCACGCGAUGGUGCGUAGGGUGAUCGAGAAGGCGAGUUAUGGUACGAAACGUGUUGGGGUGAUGGGGAAUAUGGAUCAUUACUGAUAUGUGAUUUUUGGUGAUACUUCGGGUUAUAGCCUCCACGAAGAUUGUUUCUCGAGGCCAUAUCUUCGUCAAUAUCGGACCUCGAAGAAUGACGCCAACCGGGCGACCCUUCUCGAGAUCUCCGUCCCCUACUUGCUUGAGGUGAUCGUGGUGGAAGCUGUCGCCGUGAGGAAGUCCGCCCAAGACCCGACGUCCGUUGAUCCUCGCGAGAUGAUGCACGAGCUCGUCGGGAUGAAGCCAAGUGAUGCUCUGAUGUAAGCGAUCGGCUUCGUGACCGUGGCAGAGGUCGGUCCAAUUGGGACUGAGUAUCUCGGUCUGCACGUCGCGAACCCGAGUCCGACUUUGCUGGAGAUCUAGGUCGUGAACGUGUGGGGGAUUUAGAAGAUCGUUCUUCUUGGCGAGGCGAUGGUUUACGUCGGUCGCGUGAGGAGUGCCUGGCGUGCUUCCUAGAUGGAGACUCCAGGCUGAUGUCCCUUGUCCUUGGCUUGGGGCUCCUGUUUCUUCUGGAUCUCUUUCGAUUGGAAAUGGUCAAAGAAGGGCUCCGACUUCGAUGUCGUUUGGCUGCCGAGGGCGAUGCCCUGCUGAUAUAGUCGUGGCCUGGGCUUCGGCUCUGGCUGCGCCGUGGAGGCUUCUCCUCGAUUUCGCGAUGGCGUUCUCGGUAACGCGGAAUAAGAUCUUCAACUUCUGGUACUCGACGUGACGCUUCAGGCGUUAGACGAGAAGCGCGAUCACGAUUACGAUCGUGUGAAUGGCGACGACGGCGAGAUGAAUGAGGUUCUGGUCUUGUGAGUGGGCGGUUGCGGCGUGCGUCGGAAUCGUGGCGAGAAUCGCGAAUUUGACGGGGAGACCUUGAUCUCUGUGAGGGUUUCAUUCCUCGCUCAUGUCGAGCCCCUUCUCCUUGGUCAUUAAGUUCUCGCUCGUCUCUCAUGGCAGCAUGUCGACGUCGACGUGGAGGUUUGGAUGCGGUCUCCAUGAGUGCACCUGGGCGGCGUCGAGUUUUCAGUGGUUACUUAGGGGCCGCACCUUAACCGGUGGGAAUGACCAGGUACCUACCUACCUUGAGCCUUGACGUCGGUGACCCGCUCACAAUCAGUGGCCCCCGAUGGUCGCGGGGAAUUUAACAUGUAGGCUUUUUGGCCCAAUGCAGGUCGGGGAAUUUUUUGUCAUCUGCAGAAUCAGCGCGAUUGACGCCCAAAAAAAAAAGAGAAGAACAAGAAAGGGGAAAGAAAGAGGAAAGAAAAAGGAAUGAUGAGGCCAAGGAUUAGGGUAAUGUAAGUUUUGCGCGGGAGUUGCCUUGUCAGGAUUUGUUGAUAGUUCAAGCUUGCCCCGAGUAAACUCAUGUCCCAAAGCACCAGAAGCUGGUGAUAGGCGCAGAAAUGAUCGAAAGGGGCAGAAAUCUCAGGCUCUUAACAAGCUAGAUGAAUCUCCAGCAUACAUGCACUUGCACGCUCUUCUAGCUCUCUAGGCGUUAUUCUUUUGCCUAUGCACUGGCUAUAGUGCGGCUUCCGUCCAGAGAUCUUCGCCAAUAUCAAGCGCCUUGGUGUUAGCUGUUGAUGGUUGGAUCGCUUGGGUUAACCCCCAAUGGUUCCACCAGGUGAGAGACAGCAUGAUCGCAUCGUAUCGCUGCUCUCAAAAGAGCAAAUGAACUAUAUACGAAUCCAUGUGGAUAAUUUACGACAGUCCAAAUCAUGACUGUGACUUCCUCUUAACAAGUCAAUGCUCAUCCAGCUAAGCCAUCCGGGACUUCGAGCAUGAAGACACAC